CCAGGACUUUCCUAAAAGGACAAGACAAGGGAAAGUAAUACAUCUCAUACAGAUUUAGGAGGAACAGACUUGUCCUGAAAUCUUCUCAGAUGUCACGAAACCUGCUUUGAGCGGUUGUCGUCUGCCCAGAUGCAUUUGCGACUCCUUGUCAUAUUAACUCUGUUCAGCAAUGCAAUGAUGACGUUAACUCCGAAGCCGAGAAAAGACAGUGGCAUCAAGGACGCUUCCGAGGUUUGCCGGAACUGUCUGGAAUGCUCGCUGGAUAACGGCUGCCUACGCUGCCCAGAGAAGCUGUUCCUGUAUCUCCAGCGAGAGGGUGUGUGGCACCUCGGCUCCUGCCUGCACUCCUGUCCAGCGGGACACUACGGCGUACGCGGUCGGGGCAUGAACCGCUGCUUGAAAUGCAAAGCCCCCAGUUGCGAUUCGUGCUUCAGCAGAGACUUCUGCACAAAAUGCAAACCAGGGUUCCAGCUGUUUAAAGGAAAGUGCCUGCACAACUGUCCAGAAAGCACAUACGCACAUUUAACAGACUGCUUAGAGGACUGUCAGUUGCAGCCUUGGAGCGAGUGGACCUCCUGCAAGCGAAAAGGUUUGAGCUGUGGUUACAGGUGGGGGAAGCAGAGCAGGAGCAGGCAAAAGUCACCCCUCUGUCCAGCUCAGAGUGAAAACAGGAAAUGUCCAAUGCGAAGGAGAUGCCCGGGAGAGCGACGGGAGACAGUAAGGAAGUGUGAGAGAAAGACGGGAGGCAAACAGAGGAAUCUCUGCAAGGAUGGAGUGGUGACAGACGCACCAGAGGGUCACAGAAGAGACACGCAAGGAGAGGAGGACGGGAAAGUGCAGCGGCAGAUCCGGCUUUGACUCCUGAGACUCGUGUCGAUGCGGGAGGGGAUUCCAUCCUGUUUAGGGAAAAUGCUUGUGAUGGUGAAGGAAACAAAAGAUUAAAAAAAUGACAGAUAAAGAACAGAUUGCCAUCAGUUAAAUUAUCAUUCUCAACGACAUCUAUUUAUUGGAAAUAUGAAUGGCCCAGAAUGCGAAGGAUGUUUAGCCUCAAAUAGAAGUGAUACAAAUUUAAGCUAUUGCCAUAUGAUUGUUUUUAAUAAUGAAAGAUCUCAUUGGUUUUAAAAGUAUAACUUAUAGCCAUACUGGUGAUGCCAGAAAAUAACUAGUGAGUAACAUGAUCACCAUACACAUCGGCAUGUACAUACUCAGUCAUUCACACUAACUUCUUGGAUGCGCCGGUUUGCGGAUUAUGGAUUCCUCUCACAUGAUUGCUUCGGCCCCAAAAGGCAGCUGAAGUGCUUGUCUUUGGGGGCCUCCAGCCUCAUGUCAGCUUAGGGCUUCCAGAGAAGUUAAUUUGCCCCCGAUGAAGGUUUAUAAAAAGUUCCAUUUUGCCCUUUUCCUGAUUCCAUGACCAGGCUUCCUUUCGCUGAUUCACUGUUACUUCGCCUGUUGUCCUUUCAGUUUCCUUGAUUCACUGUUACUUCGCCUGUUGUCCUUUCAGUUUCCUUGAUUCACUGUUACUUUGCCUGUUGUCCUUUCAGUUUCCUUGAUUCACUGUUACUUCGCCUGUUGUCCUUUCAGUUUCCUUGAUUCACUGUUACUUCGCCUGUUGUCCUUUCAGUUUCCUUGAUUCACUGUUACUUCGCCUGUUGUCCUUUCAGUUUCCUUGAUUCACUGUUACUUCGCCUGUUGUCCUUUCAGUUUCCUUGAUUCACUGUUACUUCGUCUGUUGUCCUUUCAGUUUCCUUGAUUCACUGUUACUUUGCCUGUUGUCCUUUCAGUUUCCUUCAUUCACUGUUACUUGGCCUGUUGUCCUUUCAGUUUCCUUCAUUCACUGUUACUUCGCCCGUUGUCCUUUCAGUUUCCUUGAUUCACUGUUACUUGGCCCGUUGUCCUUUCAGUUUCCUUCAUUCACUGUUACUUGGCCUGUUGUCCUUUCAGUUUCCUUCAUUCACUGUUACUUGGCCUGUUGUCCUUUCAGUUUCCUUCAUUCACUGUUACUUGGCCUGUUGUCCUUUCAGUUUCCUUCAUUCACUGUUACUUGGCCUGUUGUCCUUUCAGUUUCCUUCAUUCACUGUUACUUGGCCUGUUGUCCUUUCAGUUUCCUUCAUUCACUGUUACUUGGCCUGUUGUCCUUUCAGUUUCCUUCAUUCACUGUUACUUGGCCUGUUGUCCUUUCAGUUUCCUUGAUUCACUGUUACUUCGCCUGUUGUCCUUUCAGUUUCCUUGAUUCACUGUUACUUCGCCUGUUGUCCUUUCAGUUUCCUUGAUUCACUGUUACUUCGCCUGUUGUCCUUUCCGUUUCCUUGAUUCACUGUUACUUGGCCUGUUGUCCUUUCAGUUUCCUUCAUUCACUGUUACUUCGCCUGUUGUCCUUUCAGUUUCCUUGAUUCACUGUUACUUCGCCUGUAGUCCUUUCCGUUUUCAGUUAAGACGGCCUCCUCACACUGUGGUUAAACAAGUAAAUUCAUAUGUUUCUACCCGAUUGCACAAAUAACAGCUUUAAUUUUGUAUUCCCUAUUUUCUGUCCAGCUACAGGCUUAGAGUGCUUCAUGUUAUAUUAAAUAUAUUAUAAUGAAAAAAUUAUAAGUACUGUUACUAGGUAAAAUGCAUCAACAGACAUUAAACAAUUUUAAGAUCAGAAAUUCUAUGUAAUUUUCUUUGUUGACAAUAAAACAAAGAAUUGCUUUUAACCUAAA
Molecule: messenger RNA, 2699 nt
Organism: Brienomyrus brachyistius
Lineage: Eukaryota; Metazoa; Chordata; Actinopteri; Osteoglossiformes; Mormyridae
Gene: rspo4
Product: R-spondin 4
Exons: 5
Coding region: 130-858 (242 amino acids)
Source: RefSeq, a predicted model, not a curated record